AUGCGCGCGUCGAUCCGACGCCAUGGCACCGACAGAGCGCAGACUGCAACGCCUGCCCCUGAUGGCAGAACAUCACCAUCCGGAACCGUCCUUUUAUCGAAGCCCAGGUCCACGAAAAGGAAAAGAGCUCCGGAGCUAGAUAGUGCUAUGGAGGAAACAAAUAUCAGAGUUGUGGUCCGAUGUCGAGGGCGCAAUGAACGUGAAGUUCGCGAGAACAGCGGAGUCGUUGUCUUGACGGAGGGAGUGAAAGGGACCAAAGUUCAGCUCUCUAUGGCAACCGGUGCGCUCAGCAGCAAGACCUAUCAAUUCGAUAAAGUUUUCUCGCCUGCUGCAGACCAAGGCAUGGUAUUCGAAGAAGUGGUCAAGCCAGUACUGGAUGAGGUACUCUCCGGUUUCAACUGCACGAUUUUUGCGUAUGGCCAAACUGGGACAGGCAAGACUUACACCAUGACUGGCGACAUGACAGAGGUUGUUCCCGCUCCGGAGGCAGCUGGCAUUAUCCCACGCGUCUUCCAUUCUUUGUUUGAGCGGCUUGGGGAAGAAAGUGCAGAAGCGUGCGAAUACAGCGUUAAGUGUUCCUUUGUUGAGCUAUACAAUGAGGAACUGCGCGACUUGCUGGCAACAGAUGACAAUGUCAAGCUCAAGAUCUUCGAUGAGGCGAACAGGAACGGCCGAACAACUACGCUAGUUCAAGGGAUGGAGGAGAGACACAUCAAAAAUGCCUCGAAAGGUAUACAGUUGCUGAGAGCAGGAAGCCACAAGCGCCAGGUGGCUGCAACACAGUGUAACGAUCUUUCUUCGCGGUCGCAUACUGUUUUCACUAUCACGGUGUACGUGAAGCAGGCUUCCGAUACAGGGCAUGAAUUGGUUUCUGCUGGCAAGCUAAACCUGGUCGAUUUGGCAGGCUCAGAGAACAUUCAGCGGUCUGGAGCGGAAAACAAACGAGCAGCAGAGGCUGGCUUGAUCAACAAGUCCUUGCUAACGCUGGGCCGUGUCAUUAAUGCACUCGUGGAAAAGAGCAGUCACAUUCCCUACCGCGAGUCGAAGCUCACACGACUGUUACAAGACUCACUCGGAGGACGGACCAAGACAUGCAUCAUCGCUACACUAUCUCCUGCAAAGAGCAACGUCGACGAGACGAUCAGCACGCUCGAUUACGCUUUCCGCGCGAAGAACAUCCGCAAUAAACCACAGGUCAGUCAAGUGGUCAGCAAGAAGAUUCUCCUUGCAGAAUUCACAACCGAAAUCGAAAGGCUCAAGUCUGAGCUCAUUGCCACGCGCCAACGUAACGGUGUGCAUCUGACACCUGAGACGUACGAACAGAUCACAACUGAAUCCGAGAGUCGUCGCAUUUUAGUCGAUGAGCAAAGUGAUAAGAUUGUGACUAUGGAGAGCAAUCUCCGUAAUAAGGUGCAGGAACUGUUCGUCCUUGGUACGAGUUUCAACAGUUUGAAGAAGGACAACGAGCGAACCAGAGAAUCGCUCGCGGAUGCCAAGACGGUUCUUGAACAGACGGAGAUUGUGCUUGCGCACACCAGACAGAAUCUUGGGGAAGAGAGUCAGUUGCGGAAGGCCCACCAGCAAAGCGAGGAACGACUAGCCGGUAUUGGAGAGGCAUUGAUUGAGACGCUCAACACCACAAAUGAUCACACCAAUCGACUGCACUCCAAAUUGCGUAGGCGCUCAGACUUGCAAUCAAUCAAUCGGGAAAAGUGGAAAGUGUCGCAGGCCCAUAUCGCGGAGACUACACUCGGAGUGUGUGGCCAGAUCGGGACCUUGCGUGACCAACAGGAGAAAUUAAUAGGCUCGCUCACGAAUCGCGUACGGUGCUUCGUCGAAACGGAACUUCAUAAGCUACGAGCGUCUCAAGUUUUCGUGCAAACUGAGGAAGUAGCAUUCAAAAACUCCGAGUCUGACAUGAACGCGCAGACUUGCAGAGUUAGAGAAGACAUGAACCACGUCCUGGAUGAUAUCGGGACCCUGCAGAAAGAUGUGAAACAGAGGGUCAGACUAAGUUUGAACGACUUGUCGACAGCAGCGCAGCACAUGAUCAAUGGUCUUGUGGCCGGUUUGGACUCCUUUCGCGAUCAGAUCGAGCACUCUUACAACUCGUUAGAGCAAGAGUCAAUUGGUGUCUUUGACGACCUUGUUAACAAAAUGAAUGAGCAACAAGCCGAGGUCGACAAAUUGCGCCAGCAGGUUGCACUGGCGAAUGCAAAAUAUUUGGAUUCCAGGAAAGCAUUUCACCAGCAGCUUGAGUAUGAAUUGGAGAAUGAGAAGAAAACCGCUGCCUCUGAGCGUGCGGCGCUGCUGGGCAAAAUCACGCAAAUUGUCAACGAAUCUGUCGCCGCCCAGGAGAUACGGAUGGACCAGUACGUUGGGAAUGCUAACAAGCGUAUCAAAGCAUCCGAGGACCAGUAUCACUGCGCUCAGUCGUGCUAUGGAAGUGGGAUGGACGCUUGGAACAGAGAUGCUCGCAUCACCAUCGAUUCCGCUAUCGGAGUAAAGGAAAAGGUCGCAAACAAAAUUCGUAGCGACUGGACAACUGCGCAGGCUCAAGUUGGAAAACUUGCCCGAGACACGACCGCUAUACGCGCAGAGACUACACGCAUUGUGAACGACCAAAUGCAGCAAAUAGAGCACCAGACAAAUGGGCUGGAUCAAAUCUUGUCGCGGGUUCGGGUGCAGCAUAACGAGCGUGAAGUCGCGCAAGCUGCGGCGAUCGGCCAGCUAGCAAGCAAGGUCCAGGACAGUUACCUAAGCAUUGGGCAGCAUCUCGAGAAUUCAUGUGAGCGGCUCAAAGUACUGGACGAUGAUGUGCGCGAGGGCGCUGGAGCCCUCUCAGAGACAUUACCUGUCCUGGACAAAGGGGGGGACCUCUGUCAAGCGCUCGGUCUCCUUCGCGACCAUAUCCAGUCAUCACAGAUCUGCGAGUACAUCGUAACCGGUGAUACGCCAGAGAGAUUGCGGUACAGCUUCCCAGCGGUGCUGCCUCGCACUGAAGCACAUACGACGCUACUGAAUCGCAUGCGCAGUCUGGCUGCCCUUCCUUCAGAGGGUCCCUUCCAGCAAGCCUCAUUCAUCCAGUCCGGCGAAUGA
Molecule: messenger RNA, 3099 nt
Organism: Zymoseptoria tritici IPO323
Lineage: Eukaryota; Fungi; Ascomycota; Dothideomycetes; Mycosphaerellales; Mycosphaerellaceae
Exons: 2
Coding region: 1-3099 (1032 amino acids)
Biological process (GO): microtubule-based movement; mitotic spindle assembly
Cellular component (GO): spindle microtubule; nucleus
Molecular function (GO): ATP binding; plus-end-directed microtubule motor activity; microtubule binding
Source: RefSeq, a predicted model, not a curated record